ACCCGUACAACUAGCCCCCUCAGAGUGAGCAUAUCUGUCUUGACUGAUGUGCUUGCUCUGAAAAUAGUGCUCUCCAUACAACUAGCCCCCUCAGACUGCGCGCUUUCCGCGAAAUGCUGGUGUGUUUAUGUGUUAAGUGCUGAUUAGCUUUCUCGUAGUGAAUACCACCUGUAAUUUCGCUGAAACUAAGCAGAUAGGGUGUCCUGCUCCCUCUUACCGAUAUGCUCCUUUGGGGAUGCUUGGACGCUGACUGGUCCCCUUGAGAUUUUGGAUGCUGACUAGUCCCCUUGAGGUUUUGGAUGCUGACUAGCCCCCUUGAGGUUUUGGAUGCUGACUAGUCCCCUUGAGGUUUUGGAUGUUGACUAGCCCCCUUGAGGUUUUGGAUGCUGACUAGUCCCCUUGAGGUUUUGGAUGCUGACUAGCCCCCUUGAGGUUUUUGGAAUUUUUUAGGAAGUAUUUUGAAUUUGUACCGCUUAAAUUUAUUCCACGUGUGAUGCAUCUGCGUGCUAUGCGACGCGUGUCGCUUUAUCAUUUUAUUUCAAUGGCUGAGAUUUGCUCUGUCCUUUCAACUGCCUUUACCUGUCAAAUCGCCCGUUUUCCUCGAUUUUUGACUAUUUAACUUUCUUUUCUUAAAACGUCAAAACACUUUCGCUCUUUUCUUCAAACUUUUCUCUCUCUUUCUCAAAUCUUCUCCUUUGUUCCUGCGAGUUAUUUUUUCGGCGCUGUUUCUGUUGCUGACUGUGGUGCUUGCGGAAGUGUUGUACCUCGGUUCUGGGCUGCUAAAUUUCCGUUGUGCGAGAAGGUCUGCAUACUCUCAACUUUGCUAUUCUCGGUUUGGGCAAAGACGGUCGUCCUACUACCAACAACCCUCCCAAUCCGAAAGGUGUGUUUUCUACUCUGUCGACCUACGCAACCCAAGCCAACAAAAAGCGUGGUUCGACUCGGGAGGAGGUUGCGAGUGAGUCUCCUGCUAAGAAGACAAAAAGAUUAAGCUCCAUACCAGCUCCCAAACCACUUUCCAUCCGUGCACCCACUGGAGUUGUUUUCAAAACGACUCAUACUGCUCCCGACAACCCUGCUCCAAAACCUGUCUUCAAGACCGUCCAUACUGCUCCUGACAUGGCUGGUGGUUUUAAAAGUUUGGAUUGCGGUCGUGGUGCUGCACUUACUGGCAGGCGUCCUCGCGAUCGUAACCAACCCUUCACUCGGGUGAAUCGGUCUCGAGUGGACGGUACUACACAGCCUGCCCCUGACAAGUCUCAGCAGAAGUCUCCUGAGAAGGGUAUUGAAUCAGCUGCCGAUGCGAACGUCGCAGGCCAAGGGGUGAUGCUGUUGAGAAUGUUGAGCCGAUAGCCCAACCAGACUUGAUGGUUGUGGAUCUUAUGACUCCAACCCGCCAGAAUCAGGAGCAAGAGGUUAAUGAUACUGAUGUUGCUGGUAUGGGCCAGAAGACUCCUCCUCUCAUGCCUCCUACUCUUCAUACCUCUUCUGGGUAUGUUCGCCCUAGCCAGAGCGCUGGUACCAGCUCUGGUCUGAACAUGGGUGUCUUCGUCCGUCCUGGAGAGUGGAUUGAGAAGACUCCGAUUUGCUUAACUCCCAGGAAGAUGAAGUACUUUGAGGUUCCUCCUGGUGAGCCUGACGAAUCCUGGAACCCUAAAAUUGAUCUUCUUCGUGGUGAGUCGAUACUCACCGAUGACUGCAAAGGAGGUGGUUGCAUGGGUUGGAGGGCUUUGAAGGAUCUGGCUACUCCUCGCGACAAUCCUGCUGCUGAGAUUGACGCGCCGGCUGCCCAACAUAUGAAUGACUUGCUCAAGGCCUGCAACUCUGCAGUGGAGCUUGUGAAGCUGUACCUCUGCUACCAGGAGCAGAAUGAAGACCUUCAGAAAAGGCAGGCUGAGCUGGAGAAGCAGGUGAAUGACGCCAAGCAAGAUCUGGACCAAAAAACUUCUGAGCUGAAAAGGGUGAAGCAACGCAACCAAGAGUUGGAGAAUGUUGCGAACAAACUGGAGGCAGAGGAGACCAAAAACAAAGAGCUGUCUGAGAAGUUGCUGGAGGCGGAUGAGAAGGCCAAAGCUGCUUACAAGACCGGUGCUCGGGAUGGUGCCUUGCGAUUUUCUCGGUCCCAGACCUAUAGUAAGCGUAUCACGGAUAGUCAUAACGGUGGCUGGUUUGCUGCCCACCGUUGUGGCGUUCAUGGUAUUGGCCUUACCAAGGAGGACUGUGAGGAUAUUGAGUAUGCUUUCCUGGUGGAGGAAAAGCACAGGGUACCAACCGGUUGGGAGUCACAGAUCAUUCCGGAGGAGAUCAUUCAGAAUGCUGAUCCCUUGACUCUCCCUCCCAUUGAGCUGAAGGAAGAAGACUACCUGGAUCCUGCCCUGCUGUCUUCCAGUACCAACCAGACGGAUCAUCAACAAGUUUGAAGGUGCGGGCAGUCAUCACCGGUAUCAUCCUGUGGUUCAUCUGGCGUUGCUGCUUUUAAAGAUUAGUUUAUUUUUUUAGACGCACUUUUGGUAUCAGCUGUUUGUGGCACUUUUUGCCCUGGGAUAUUUUAUGCUUGUUUUUGUAAACUUUACCUUGUGCCAUUUUUGAUCAGCUAACAAAUGUCAGUUUUGGUGUUGGCUGUCGAAUUUGCUUUAUUCAGAUGGUGUUGCUCUUAUGCUUAUGAUAUUGUGUUGUUUAUUUUAUUU
This is a messenger RNA of Spinacia oleracea (spinach), 2687 nucleotides long. RefSeq lists its product as uncharacterized. The transcript is spliced from 3 exons. The record is from RefSeq and is a predicted model, not a curated record. Bases 1368 to 2420 code for a protein of 350 amino acids. NCBI's taxonomy places the organism in Eukaryota, Viridiplantae, Streptophyta, Magnoliopsida, Caryophyllales, Amaranthaceae.